AUGUCAAAAGCACAAAAAAAUACUACUUCAAUAAUAGCUAAUUUUUUUUCCGACAUAAUACGAUUUCCACAAAUCGUAGUUAUUAAUGAUGAAAUAGAUUUUGUGUGUCCUAGUACUAAGGAUUAUAGUAAUUUGAAAGAAUACACAAGCUUGUUUUCUCAAGUAGGGACGUUCACCCCUAUUGCAGGCCUUCUUUUUAGUAUAUUUAUUUAUGGUGCAAAAUCUGUAUUUGGAAUUAUGACAACCUGCUUGAUUGAUGAUAUGGUUAUUAUUGCAGCUUCUUUUGGACCAAUCCUUUGGUGGUACACUUUUGCCAAACCAUUAUGGUUAUUUGGAAUAAUACAUGAAAUCCAAAAGGAUACAAAUUACAACUACGAAUUUAUUUAUUCAAUAGUUCUUGGUAUUUUACUCGGAAGUAUGGUAGUUAUUCUGAUUUUGGGAUCAAUUUUGAGGUUACAUUUUCACAAUCGCCGGAAUAAACUUAAUGAAGAUUCAUUAUGGUUCCAUAUGUCUCCAAAGAAUUAUCGUCUUACCAACAAAGAAUUCUUCGCUGUUUCAACAGCCUUCUUUGUUUGGGGGUUUUUUAUUCAUUCAAUUGAAGUCAUAAUUUAUAGUGUCUUGUCAUAUAAUUACAUCUUUUUAACAAUCUUCAGAGAAUUCGAUGAACUUAAUUCAAAUAAUGGAUCAAAGGUUGUUGUGCUUGCAACAUAUCAUUUUCCUGAUUUGGAAAAAUAUAUAAUUUGUAUUGCUAGUGAAAAUAGACUUUACCAUGUUUUUACCGUUCUUCUCGCUAUUGUUUUGACCCGUUCAAUCACAUCAUUCUUUUCUGAUAGUGAAGUAGUUUUACGUAUUUAUAAUCAAUAUAAAGAUGAGAAGGUUUAUGCAGAAAUGGAAGCUAGAAAUAUUAAGGAAGUUCAAUAUUUUUAUACAUGGGAUAAAAGGCUGAAGAAAUCUAUAAGAUGCCGAUUUAGUUCCGCGGGUGAAUACUUUUAUAUUCAUGAAGAAGAAGAAAAAUUCGUUAAAAGUGAAGAAAAAAAUAGAGAAGAAAAUGUAGAAGAGGAAAAAGAAGAAAAAGAAGAAGAACUAGAAGGGGGAAAUCAUGGAUAUUACUACGUUACGAUUGGUGAUAAAUGGGUGUAUUUUUAUAAGCUUGAUUAUAAAUAUAAUAAAGAUCUCGAAAACGAUCUAGAAUUUUUUCCUAAAAUGAAAAGAUAUAUUUUCGGGAAAGGAGCCUUGGAAAGUGGUCCAAUCAUAGAAGAAAUUAAGAAAAUUAUUCAGAUAGGGAAAAAUACAUACUAUUAUAAAUAUGAAGAAUUCGGUAAAGUGAAAAAUAUAGAAUUUUUACUUUCCGAUGGAAAGGAAUUCCAGAAAAGAAAACCUGAAGAUAAUAUUACGGAAAAGAAUGGGACAAAGAUAGAAGUGAAAAGAAUGGAAGCAGAUGAUAAGGUUCUACCAAGAGACAUAUGA
Messenger RNA from Entrophospora sp. SA101, 1467 nucleotides. Lineage: Eukaryota; Fungi; Glomeromycota; Glomeromycetes; Entrophosporales; Entrophosporaceae. The record is from the annotation of a GenBank genome assembly.